AUGAAUGCCCGAUCUCAAGUAUUCGAACUCACAUUAGAAGGUAGACAGGCUGACGAGGCCGUAGCCAGCCUAUUUCACACAGUCCUUUUUCAUAGAUGUUUAGGUAAAUUUUUGUACAAUAACGAAAGCAGCUAUUCGGUUAGUACUGUAGGUUUUACGGAUGUAGAUUGUGACUUUAUAGAUUUGACAUAUGUUUGCUGUUCAUCAAAUUCACUUAAUCGUCAAGUCAAACAAGAAAUUAGUAAUUUUUCCGAGCAGCUGCGCAGCAACGAAUCUAACGGUUCUGGACAAAUAUCUUUGGAGUUUUUCCAGCGGAAGCCUUCUAGGUAUCUAUUCCUACAGCCCGAAUGUAUACCCUGGGAAGUUUGGACGGUGCGACUACAGCUGAUAACUUUAGAAAACGAGGUAGAAAGACAACUAUGUCGUGAACGCGUUGGAGACCAUUUAACCGAUAAAAUAUUGUACAUCACCGAAGUAAUGAAUAGGCAAGAUUAUUUACCAAAAAUGCCAUCUAAGAGUGAUACGGAUUUGGUGUUUGAUACGUCCCUGCCCGAUGUGCAGCCCUACUUAUUUAAAAUGAACUAUUCAAUAUCGGGACCCUCUAGUGGAACGUCUGUUGGGACCACUAUGAGAAAAUUUAUCAAGGAGAGUCUUAAUUUGUAG
Molecule: messenger RNA, 663 nt
Organism: Ceutorhynchus assimilis (cabbage seed weevil)
Lineage: Eukaryota; Metazoa; Arthropoda; Insecta; Coleoptera; Curculionidae
Source: the annotation of a GenBank genome assembly